GAUUACUUUCGAAAAAGCCCUGCGCGACCGGCACCGCUGGCCUGCUUUCUGAGCCAUGUGCAUAGUGACCAUCUGCAGGGCCUAGAGUCCUUUCGGGCUCCAUUCAUUUAUUGCUCCUCCGCCACCCGCGAGCUACUGUUACGCCUUGAGAAAUUUCCCCAUCGAAUGAACUUUCAGAAGGGAAUUUUAGAAUCGCGUCGGUUACACUACAAACAUCUCAGUAAACUAUUGCGCCCCAUUCCGUUGCACACCCCGACUGAUAUCGAACUCACGCCCCGGCGGCGAAUCCGGGUUACUUUAUUCGAUGCCAACCACUGCCCCGGGGCUGUGAUGUUUCUGAUUGAGGGGGACGGCAAAGCGAUACUCUAUACUGGCGACAUCCGAGCGGAGCGAUGGUGGAUCGACAGCCUAGUGCGACAUCCCAUUCUGAUACCAUACACUUUAGGAAAGAAGCGACUAGACAAGCUGUAUCUUGAUACUACCUUUGCUGGCAAAUCAAAUCCUUUUCGAACAUUUCCAUCCAAGGCCCAGGGGCUCGCUGAGCUUUUGCAGAAAGUGGAUGCAUAUUCUGAUGACACAGUGUUCUACUUCAGAUCAUGGACUUUUGGUUAUGAGGAAGUAUGGAUCGCUCUUUCAGCAGCUCUCAAUACACAGGUACACGUGGAUCGCUAUCAGAUGGGUCUCUAUCAAUCUCUCUCUCGUCUAUCUGGUAGUAAAGCCACCCCUGAAGCUCCAGCACUCUGUGGAUACGAUCUUGGCAAUAAGUUUAUUGCAGGCUGCUUGAGCGGGGAUCAAUCCGGUCGAGUACAUAGCUGCGAGCCCGGGGUAUCAUGCCCCGUAGCUCGUGGGUCAAAUACCGUUUACAUCACCCCUAUCGUGAAUCGUACCAGCGACGGAGGUGAAAUUCCCGAGGUCGGUGCUGGCGGGGGCCUUGGUGAUCUAUACCAGGUUCAUGAGCUUGAGUUACCGGACAAGGCUGCUCUUGCGGAGUUGGAGCAACUAUGCCUUCAACACAUCCAAGAUAAGGACGUCCUGUCGCAGAUGCAGGAAGCAAUAUCGAAAGCGUUUAACUCGAGAAAGAAAACGCUGUCGCUAGAUCUAUAUGGCGUCAAGGAGGAGGAUGAAAUUUCUCUUGAGCGACUGGUGACGAAACUCGGCCAAAAUCUGUCCGGCGAGGAACCUCUAGGGUCACAAAGUACUAAGACCAAUCUACCGAGUUCAAUUCGCUUUCCCUACUCGCGUCAUUCAUCAUACUCGGAACUAUGCGAGCUCGUCGCUGCGUUUAGACCAAAGGAUAUCCAUCCAUGCACAGUUGAACAAUCUUCAUGGAGCGAUAAUGUGUCUAUAGAACGACUCUUCGGCCACCUUUGCUCGGGAAACGACUUUUCCCACGACAAACGUAUGCGUAGAAUUCUUGAGGACGCGGAUAAUAAUGAUUCUCGCCCGAGUAAGCGCCCUCGGUAUGAAGAUGACAACGCCACUCAAUCCACCCGAUCCAGCAGCGUGGACGACGAAAUACAAUCCAAUACGGCAGAUACUAAACCAGAUGAAUAUUUGAAAGUGCAAAGUACUGCACAGACUACACACGACCAGGGUGACCCAGCACCCUCUUCGCAAAAACAGCAAGAAGACAUCCGCUCACAAUUGUCGCCUCCUCAGCCCGCAUCUCCUCCUCAAGAGCAGAGCACACCCACAAGGGAUCAGCUCGACACCACUGAUCAGGUCAAGGCAAAGCGUGACGAAGUAAGGAAAGCACAUCGUUAUCUACAGGAGCACUGUGAUCUCGAAAAACUCCAACUUGGGCAUGUUCCAUUCUCUUGGUCAGAGGAGGAAGACAUCGCCAACAAUGAAGGAAAUACCCAAAAGUCUCCUCAGCCCACACCUCCUGCUCCAUCCAAUACAAACGCGGAAUCUCUUCAACCCCCAUCAAAGCUUGACGAGGACGGAGCGGAAUCUCCACGGCAACACGACAUCCAUCCAACGCCAAACCCAGAUAGCCAGUACACCGACACUCUAUCAAUCUCAAUAUCCGAAUCAUUACUUGCCCCUUCCGCCACAGAGAACGAAGAACCUAGCUCCGAAGAUCCAAAUGAGGCAAGGGAACAAAGAGCACAAGUCGUUCGUGAUCGAAUGAAAGCUCGCACUCGUGUCCGUGUUAACGCAUUCCUUGCUGCAAUGCGAGAUACCUACGAAUCAUGGGCAGAUAUGGCGAUCGUCUCGGCUGGUGAUAAUCAUACUGAAGAGGAGAUGGAGCUGUGA
Molecule: messenger RNA, 2259 nt
Organism: Penicillium cosmopolitanum
Lineage: Eukaryota; Fungi; Ascomycota; Eurotiomycetes; Eurotiales; Aspergillaceae
Exons: 6
Biological process (GO): interstrand cross-link repair; double-strand break repair via nonhomologous end joining; protection from non-homologous end joining at telomere
Molecular function (GO): 5'-3' DNA exonuclease activity; damaged DNA binding
Source: RefSeq, a predicted model, not a curated record